This is a messenger RNA of Glossina fuscipes, 4169 nucleotides long. It is a transcript of the gene l(3)76BDm, whose product is annotated as trafficking protein particle complex subunit 8. The record is from RefSeq and is a predicted model, not a curated record. Gene Ontology annotation, biological process: protein localization to phagophore assembly site; endoplasmic reticulum to Golgi vesicle-mediated transport. NCBI's taxonomy places the organism in Eukaryota, Metazoa, Arthropoda, Insecta, Diptera, Glossinidae. The coding region runs from base 150 to 4169 and encodes 1339 amino acids. The transcript is spliced from 13 exons. Gene Ontology annotation, cellular component: TRAPPIII protein complex; phagophore assembly site; cytoplasmic vesicle.
GUAUACAAUAACGUAACGCCGAUGAAUGUGCCAAAAACAAACAAAAGUAGACUAACACUGAUCUAGAAAUUUUUCAUAAAAAAUUUGCAUUGCAAGAAUUAACUGCGAAUGAAUAAGUUUUUGUAGAAAUAUCACGAAUUUUCUUGACUAUGAUUCAUUUAACUGGUCAUAAUUAUAACGCUCGUGAAAUUAUACAAAAUAUAUUUUCGCCGUUGGUAGGCGUAAUUACCAGCUUUCAUGCCGAUGAAGUGUGCCAUCGAAAUAAUCUGUCUUUCGUUGAACUGUUGCAGCCUUUUGCUCGUUUGCAAAAUGAUGCGCAAUUUCGCGAUGUUCUAGCGACAAGCGUGUCAAUAAGAGGUUUGCGUUUAAACUUUUGUGACGUAGACUGGCGUCCACCACAAACAGUGCUGGCACGUAAAAUGCUUAAUGAAUCUGUCACUAAUGCUCAUAGCAGUAAAACUAAAGUAUUAAAUAUAAAUGGUGUGAAUUUGGAAUUGCCAGAUGGUGUUCCAUGGUUUGAACAUUGGCGUGAAACUUUUCUGGCCGUGCAAUUUCCUGCAGACCAUGAAUUUACCCGGCAUUUAUUGAGUUGUUUGAUUGUAUUGUCUAGUGGAGAUCCUAACGUAGUAGAAACGGCCCAAAAGUUGACACAACGCGUACAUCAAAUGCAAAGCGUUACACCUCAAAAGUUGCCCAAAUGGUUUCAGCCAAACGAUGUGCUUAACAGUUAUGUCAUUUUGCAUGAAGGCAGCCAAGGUGACUUGUCGAGAGCUCAGCAAAGUUAUGAAUUACUUAAAUCCACAUUUAUUGAUUCGAAAUGCUUUCUGAUACAAGUGAAUUCACUGGAUGGGACGAUUACCAGUGAAAUACCCGACUAUUGGACUGCCUUCAUUAAAAGACAACCUAAAGUUAGUGACAAUGCAGUGACUGGUAAUACAAGCACAGAUCAAUUAAGUGGAAAUAAAACACCACAAGAUAUUAGUGGCGUGUCUUCGCUGGCUAUGCCUAAUAUGCAUAUGAGUGUGUUAGGUGAACCCUCAACAGCUCACGAAGCAAAUGAAGUUGCCAUUUUACAUCCUCUAAGUCCGGUGCAAGAGCAUGCCACUGAAGCUAUAAAUUCCAGGUUUUCAAUAAGCUGUGAAAGCAUAGCUUCACAAAACAUUAAUCCAAAUGUUUGGUCAGGCGAUACGGAGGCUGAAGCUCAUUAUGGUCAAUGCUUGAAUGCUAUGGACGUGGAAAAUUUAAGGCAUUUUGUACAAGAUUACGCAGUACGCGCUCUAAUACCGUAUGUGGAACAAUUGGUGGCAACUUUAAAUGAAGCCGUAACCAAUAAGAAAGGGGUAAGCAAAUCAUUAUUGAGUGCCACUAAACGUUGGUUUGUUACUAGCAAACCGGGGGCCAGUGCUAGUAAUCAAAAUGCUGUCAUCUACACCCACGAAUCGGCAGAAUUACAGACGCGCAGACUGGGAGAUUUAUAUUUUAUGUUUUGUCACUAUAACAUGGCCUUUCAGGCCUAUCAUCAGGCUAAACGAGACUUCAAUGCCGAUUCUGCCUGGCAAUAUUAUGCAGGUGCAUUGGAGAUGGCCGCCCUUUCCGCAUUUAUGCUGGGAACAGCAAAUCGCAAAACCUAUGAUUACAUGGAAGACGCAAUUGCGUGCUAUUUGAAUGUGUGCAAAUUGCAACAAUUUGCAACACGUGCCACAUUAUUAAGCAUCGAGUGCUUAAAAACGGCCCGUUUAUAUGGUGAAGCGGCUAAACAAUUGAUUCGUAUGACUAGUGAAGAGUCCGACUUACGUUCCGCGUUACUGCUAGAACAGGCUGCGUAUUGUUUUUUGGUCUCCACACCAGUCAUGCAUCGUAAAUAUGCAUUUCAAAUUGUUUUGUCGGGAAAUCGUUAUUCACGAGCCGGCCAGCGCAAACAUGCUUAUCGGUGCUAUAAUCAAGCAUAUCAAGUAUUUCAGCAGCGUGGUUGGAGUUUAGCCGAAGAUCACAUACAGUUUACAAUGGCUAAACAAGCCUAUAUGUUGAAGAAACUUGAUGAGGCAAGCUGUUCAUUUGCUCAUCUCUUAAGGCCUGGUAGCUUACAAGGAGCUCAACAGCAGUUAUCAUUUCUAAAAGAAUAUAUACAAACGCAAAACGAAUAUACAAAGCGUCAUCCAGAAAUGGGUUUAUUAACUCUCGCCUUACCGCAAGUUUUACAAGAUUCAAUUCGCGUUCUUACUUUAGCGCCACCGGCACCAACUACAAACCAUGUUCCAGCUUCGAAUAUAGAUAUAAAUAGCGAUUUAAAGGAUGAGUUUAUUUGGCAUAAAAUUGAGGAAAUGUUGGUUGCAGCCACAGCCAAGAAUCGUCCUUUGAUUUUUAAACCCUUGCGAAGCUUAUUUUGCAAAGAGAAUCCUACCACAGACAAUCCUAUAGCCGUGCAGGGCGAACCACUUAUUAUUUCUGUUACCAUAAUAAAUACUAUACGCUGUGGCCUUGUGCUUAACAAUGUGGACUUGUUAUGGUCUCUUAAAUUGGACAAUGGCGAUGAAUUAAGUAAUAUGUGUUUAUACGAAGGCGGUUUCGAUAAUUCUAAUAAAUCCGCUGUUAAGGCAGCUAUUAAAACCUUUACAUCUCAAUCCUUAACAUUGGAAGAAAGGGCUCAAGAAAUUUUACAUUUUAAAUUAACACCAAAACUGACCGGAUUACUUAUGGUAGUAGGUAUUGUCGCUCAAAUAUCUUCCAUAGUAGACCCGAAUAUUGCGCUCAAAGGUUCCUUGAUUUUUGAGAAGCACACAUUUCGUUCGGCUGGUAAACAAGCACAAAACUCACUUAAUGAUCAAAAGUUAAAUAUACGCAUUAUACCGCCAGUGCCAGUGUUAAGUGUGUGCUUUUCAUCUGUACCCGCUGAUUUGAUAGUCGGCGAAAUAAUACCCAUUACUAUAACAUUAAGAAAUGAGGGUGCUAAACCUGUAGAAGAUAUAUAUCUAAGUUGUGAUAAUCCACGCUGGUUAACAUUACAGGAUAAAGAGACCCAUAUACCGCUGUCUAUUUUAAAUUCUAUCAAAAAUUUGUCUAAUGAACAACUGGUUAAAGAUAAAGAGAUUCGUCGCCAGCAUGUUUGUCGUUUGCUUAAGCCAAAAUCAUCCGAACAUUUAACGCUCGAAGCUCAAGAGACAGUCUCCAUAACGGCUUGGUUGCAGGCUCCUUACGAUAAAGGAGAGUUUACUUUGCGUUUAAUGUUCUAUUAUGCUUUACCAGCAAAUCCGGCAUCUGUGUUAAAAUAUCGUUUAAUUCGUCAUCACUGGCAAUUUCAAAUACAUGAAUGUCUCUGCUCUGAAGUUAGUUGUGUUGUUAGCAACUGUCAAACCGGUGAGCUUGGUUUGAAUAUUAACGUACGUAAUAAUAAUAAAACUCCACCACAACAUCCCUUACUAAGCGAAUUAUAUAUAAACUCAUUGGCUUUACUCUCGGAGCAAUUUCAACUUAACAAGGAAAAAUUCUAUGUAACAAACCAAAUGGAGAUUUCCGCUGGCUUACUGGGAGAUCGCUCUUUAAAAUCCUCCAAGUCAGCAAGUUUUCAAUGUCGACUGCAACCUUCGCCUCACGAGAAAAACAAGGCCAUUUCUUCCUUUCAGAAUUUAUUAGCAGAACGACUUUCGUAUCGCGAAGUCAUGCCAGCAAAUGCCGUUCCCAAUGAAUAUCCCACCAUGCCACAAUUAUCGGCCGUUUACAGCUUUUUAACUAAUCAUGAAACCACUUACUUUAAUUUCAAUAUCACUACGGAGGAAUUCAAUAAAAUUUUAGCGAACUAUGAACCACACAGUACUCUGGCUGUUUGCUGGGCCGCCGCCGUCGUCCAAAAUGGUUUACAACGCUUGGCGCAGGGUCAACAUUUUGUACAACUGAAAUACCUUUAUGAAAAGAAUUCGUGCCCAUUAACAGAUUCAAAACAAUUUAGUUUGUUGGAUAAAGAUAGUUUGUCGGAAAAGAAAAUAGCGAUCGAUGAAUUUGCUAACAAAAAAUUCUUAGAAAUUAAUGAUCUAUGUAGCCAGUUAUUCGAAAAGUCAGAAAUACAAACUGACUUUAAUGAAGAUACAGAGGAUCAGUGGGAAGUCAACGAUAAUUACAUUGGACAACGUUGUCUUCUGGAAGACGAUACAUUUCUAUUAAGUGCUAAGGCUUAA